AUGUUAUUUAUUUUGGUACAGGAUGAAAAUUUGUUAGGAGUUGAUCAGUCUACAAGCACAAGAGAUGGAGACCCACUACAACCGGGAAGUAUCACCCAAAAUUCAGUCCCAGGGAGUGCAUCUACACAAACUAAUGAUGGCACUGUCAAUGGUUAUAGUUCGUAUGUCAUAACCAUUGAUGGAAUAUCGACAGUGUUUUCAAACCCAGUGCGCAUAGCAGGAAGCACAGUGAGCACAGAGACUGGGGAACAGAUUCCUGGUACAGUAGAAGUUAUCACUGGGGACCUCAUAACUUCAGGACACAAAGGAACAGCAGGACCACCACCCUAUGACUUGGAUACUGAGAAUAGAGUGUCAACUUCCCACCAUGGGUAUAAUUUGUCCCAGGACAACAAGACCGAUAAGAACCAGGCCAUAUAUAGCAUUGCGCCAGAAGACAAAGGACCCCCAAACCACUCUACUUUUGGCCACUCAGGCAUACAGAGUCAUGAUGGUUCAAAUGCAGAGUACAUCACCCACACGGCCUCACAGCAAGAACUCCAGCAAGUGGUUCUGGUUCAACAUCAUCCCCAGCCAGGCAUGGAAGGUAAUCUGGAACAUUCUAUACAGGUCCACAAUCUGUCUGGGAAGGCACCAAAAUCAGAGGAGGUUUAGAGGCCAUAUUAGUUAAAAUAUAUGUUGGUGUUUCAAUGCUAAGUUUGUGUGAAAUAAAUUGGACACACACACACACAACACACACACACACACACACACACACACACACACACACACACACACACACACACACACACACACACACACA
Messenger RNA from Penaeus vannamei (Pacific white shrimp), 802 nucleotides. The record is from RefSeq and is a predicted model, not a curated record. NCBI's taxonomy places the organism in Eukaryota, Metazoa, Arthropoda, Malacostraca, Decapoda, Penaeidae.